AGCACGGAAAGAGGAACUAAAUACAUCACGGAUCUCCCAUACAAUGUCGUAAUCUGGACCUGAAGGAAACCAGUUACUGCCACCAAAGACUGCAAUGAACUAAAGAAAUCCAGGAGACCUAACGCCAGACCUAACUUCAGAAAAUACUUAAAAACAUAAGCCUGACUCCCAUGUCACACAAAAGCAAUGAAAAAUGAAAGGGAGUCAGAACCCAUCUUCUGUUUUUAAGAAGAAAAGAUGUCUGCUAGUAGGACACCUUCCUUUCAUGCUGGACAGGUUAUACGCAGUAGGUCAGAAGGAGAUUUGAUUGACUUUGGUGAUGGAAAACCUUCAGCAAGAACCAAUUUGCCAGAUGACAAAAAUAAACUGGAUGUGGAUAUGGACUGGUCUGAUAUAUUCAAACAGCAUACCCAUGCUGUUUCAAAAAUGAAUCCUUUCUGGAAUGAACUUUCAGAUUCCAACCCAUUUGUAUCUGACUUAGCCGAGUCAAAUAGCAGUGAGAAGAAAAAUAAACACAUUUCUAUCUUAAAGGAAGACCCUUAUUUGUUCUCUCGAGAUUCAAGCAACCGGGAUUCUUUUGCUUCAUCAGGUGACGAGUUAAAUAUAGAUUUUCUUCUACAAAGAACUUCAGCAAGGAGAUCGGGGAAAUCUAAGAGUAUUUCAGACUUUUUGGACAUUGUUGAUGCCAAAAAAUUUGAUCCUCCUAAAACAGAACCCUCGGGCCAGAUUUUAGCUUUGGAUAAGCAAUGGCUUCAGAAUAAUCGUGAUGCCUACAAGAUGGCUUGGUUAAGUCACCGACAGCUGGCCCGGUCAUGUGUUAAUUUAGAUGUGAUGAGUCAUAGUCCAGGAUGGGCACAAACACAAGCUACAGAUACUCAUAUAGUCUGUAAGAUGAAUCAUGAAGGGGGUUCAGUGCAACUGCCAAACUCUGAUAUCACUAUUCACAUCCCAAAGGGUCAUGUAUUAUCUGGGGACUUCCAAGAGAUUGGUUUAAGGGCUAUUCUUAGUCCUCCUGCAUCACUGAAUCAUGAACUUUCAAACACUGUGAGCCCACUGUUAGAACUUACAUUAAGUAACCUCAACACAAUGGAAGCCAUUUUACUUGAAAUGAAAAUUGCAGCCAAAGUGAAGAAUGAUCCUUUCAGUCAAGUGAUGACUGAAAUUGUGUGUUUUUACAGUCACAAUAAAGAAGGACCUUUUGAAAAAAUAGACAACUGCUACAUUUAUGAAGACACAAUACAAGUGAAGCUGAGAAAUCUAAAUCAUGUGAUGUACAUGGUGAUUGCAGUACAAACAAACAAAAUUCAGUCUUCGGCCAUAACCAUUUGGAAUUAUAUCCACAGAACUGUCUCGGUUGGACUUUAUGGGCCCAAACAUAUUCAUCCUUCUUUCACUACUGUUUUUACAGUUUUUGGUCAUAACUAUAUUCCAGAAAAACUCACCAUUUUUGACAUUCAAAAGGGUGGGAAAACCAUGCCUCCAGUUGUGUUUCAGCUGUGGGGAAAAAAUACAUUUUUACUUGAUAAGCCACAAGAUCUGAAUAUUUCUUUGACAUCCUAUAAUCCUGAUUUUGAAGUGAAGGUGCAAAAUCAAAGCAAAGGAAUUAAGGAAGAACAGUUGAAAGCAGGUACAAUGGUCCACAAACAAUUUCUGUUUUCUGUUCUGGAAAUGAAGGAAAUAUAUGCAUUUGUUUUCCUUGUUCAGAUUAAAAUUCCAGACAAUACACUAGUGACUGAGUUCCAUGUUAGCACUCCUGAUCCAGCUCCAAAGUUACCUGGGGUGACCAGUAAGCCAAAGCGCAUACAGAAACGCAAAGAGAUCAAAUCUGCUCCUUUCCUAUUCAUGUCAACAGUUAAAUAUCCAAAGUUUCAAGAUAAGACUCUGAAUAUUACCAGCUAUGGAGUGGCCUUAAAAACUGUUUUACGUCAAAAUAAGGUUGACUACUUACUAGAGUAUUUUAAAGGGGACACAAUUGCACUUCUUGGUGAAGACAGAGUAAAAGCCAUGGGGCAGACUAAAAUAAAAGAAUGGUAUGUGGGUGUUCUUAGAAAGAAGAUUGGUCUUGUGCAUUGCAAAAACAUCAAGGUAAUUCUGAAGGAACAAGCUAUUGACAUUACUGAAAGUGUUCUGGCAACCAGGAAUCUUCUUGAGCAAAUUGCACUGCCUUUUAAGAAACUGACCUACAUCUAUUCAUUAGUCCUAUCUACAGUAUCAGAAAGAGUUUAUAACUGGAGAGCCUUGGCUGAUGUACUAGGAUAUUCAUAUAUGUCACUGGAUGAUUUCAAUGAGGUACAAGCAGACAAAGAGUCAGAAAGAGUUGCUUACGUGGUGAAGAAAUUGAAGGAAGACUGCCAUUCAAGCAGAAGCAAAAGACAAUUCCUUUAUGAGCUUGUUAUUGCCCUGCUGAAGUUAGAUUGCCAAGGAUUAGUAGCACGUAUAACCCAGGACACCGUCAUUUUGACCGCAGCUGUCAAGCUUGGCAGAUACUGGAGAGAGCUGGCAGAAAGGUUAGCACGACUCACAAAGCAACAAAUUGAAGCUUAUGAAGUCCCACACCAGGGCAGAAAUGGAGAAGUUGCCCCAGAGAUGAUGUGGAAACCUGCAUAUGAUUUUCUAUACACAUGGGGUGCCCACUAUGGUGAGAGCUACAGAGAUGUAUUACAAGACCUGCAACUGGCUUUGGACAAAAUGAAAAACCCUGUGACUAAAGAUUGGCGAGCGUUAACUGGAGCUUUGAUCCUAGUAAACUGCAUAAAAGUCCUCAGGGCAAGUGCUUUCUCAAAGAUAGAAGAGGAACCCUGAAUCCUCUCCAGGAAGAUCUUUUGGAGAAUUAUCCUGCUGGGUUUUAUACUCUUUAAUUAAUUUUUUUAAAUCUCUGAUUUUACGAAAGAAAAUGGAACGAGUCCUUUUAGUUUAACUUUUUUCUAUACAGAAACCUCAACUGCCCAGGGCCAGAAGGGAAAGGUCUGAAGGGCCCUUACUGAAAGUUGUAAAAUAUUAUGAGAACCACAAUGACAUUGGGAUUACUAAGUGAAAUGGGUCAUUGAAAUGAUUUUAAUUAAAUGAACCAAUUCACAACAGAAAAAAGCGAGAAGACUACAAAUAUAGAUUAUGAGAAACAUUGUGAUUUAUAUCGCUGUGUUUUAGUUUGAAAUCAGUUCCCUACAGGCACAUACAUAUUCUCGGAGGGCCUUCAGGCACUUGACAUUUACAAAAAUGAUUUUUAUGUUGAAAUCCUGAAAGUUAUAAUUUUUAGACAGACUAUUGAACCUGUAUGGAGCCCCAGUGGACUCAAUAGUGUCACACCAGUGGAGUCCUAUCACACAUAGAGUCAGUUGGAGGAUUGGGAGACUAAUUUUCAGUUUGUAAAUUAUUUGAGUGCCCAGAAGAAGACACCUCAAGCUUAAUUUUCAGAUGUGCUUAGUCUUUACCACUAGGAUCUGAGCUGGUUAGGAAACAGAAUAUCAGUUCUUCAAAAAUUCUCAGAAUUCAGAUUUUUUUCCAUUCCAAUUUUGAAUGAAAAUCAAAAACAGAAGAAAUUCCAUGCAACUAAAAUCUCACAGUAGUUCAUUAUAGAAACACCAAAACACAGUACAACCACCAUUUAACGCUGUUUCACUUAUCGCUAUUUCGCUAUAAUGCUCUUUUAUAUUGAUACCCAAGGUUCACUUAGCACUCAGUGAGUUUCGUUAUAACACUCAUGGUCGCCAUCUUGGUUUAUCAAGCCUUUCAGUUUUGCUUAAUGCUUGGUUUUUUGGGAACCAAUUAAGAGUGCUAAGUGAGGGUUGCCCAUACUUACAAAAUGAAAUUAGCUUCUUUUCAUCUCAGCUCACUACUUGAUGGGCCACCUCAGAAAUGAAGACCCUGAAAAACUAGGCUCCCCAGUAGAAGCCAGACAGUUAGGAGUGCAAGACGGCAUGAAAACCAGUGGGAGUCCCAUUGAGAAUUCAAAGCCAGACUACUUCUGCAAAAUGUUAGGAUGAAUCAGCAAAUUCUAACAAAAAUAUUUUGCUGGAAUUUUUCUGACCAGUGUUAUAUGGGGUUUCAGUACCUCUAAAAACCAGUUUACAUAUUUUCAAUUGGGAACUUAAAAAAACAGAGGCUAAUGAAAAGUAGUGGGAACUUCUGAAAAGGGUUCUUAGCUUUGUAGAAAGAGUUUGCUGUUUUGGGGCUAUUUUUACACAACCAAGUCUAUACAUUUAAUAUGCAUCAGAAAUUCUGUAGUUUGUCUCACUUUAAGUGGUACUUUAAUCUGCAUGUUCCCCUGACGAACUACAGUUAGAUGAAAAAGGAGAUCUAUACAAAGCUGUUAUCAGAAUGCCAGUCACAAUCUAUGACCUUCUGGGUAAUCCACUACCUCUCAUAUUGCUGUUUUCAAAGAGAGUAGCUUAGCAGGCACAGAAAUAGAUCCAGAAUGCAUGAACCUUUAUUGUAUCUAAUUCUCAUUUGUGCCAUUAUUGCAGGCAAGUCAGCUAGUAUAUUGUCAAAAAGAUACAAGUGUUAAUCCUACAGCUAAAAGAAAGGAAAAUAUUUUAGGACCAUUUAUGAUUUGUUUAUACAGCAAUUCACACUUGCCUGAUUCCUACUGAUUGCAUGCACUAAAAUAAAUCUGUAUAGAUCCUUUUCAAUAGAAAUCUUACCAGUGUGAAGAAGCUUGUAAUAAAUGCAGCGCCCACACACAGAUAACAUAGGCUUGGGUGAUAGCUCCUGUCUGACCAAAUAAUCCCUUAUUAUUGUUAGCUGUUCAACUCAAGAGAAUUUUUAAAAACAAGCAAACUUUUGAUGGCUAAAUGAUAGCUCCAGGAACCAGAGCAAAACAUUUUAGAACUCAAACAGGAAAGAACAGCUCUGUCACAGGUAGAUCUCAAGGUCCAUUUGCAAAGUCGGCUUGUAAAGGGAAACCAGACAGUGGCCAACAUUUAGGCUAGGGACAGAAGUUGCACAUAAACUGUCUUAAGUAAUCAGAACCUGGUUUAAACCUGUAACAGAACAGAAUCAGCUCAGUGCACAUAAAGCAGUUUCAAAAUGGUUGAAACUGAUUUAAAAUAAACCUGGUUGAAUGUAGUAUAAGAUUUAACUGAUUUGGGUCAAACCGGUUUAUUCAAUGUCUGUCCCAGACCCCUUCCUGGUUCAAGUUAAAUCAGAGUUCCACAGCAUUCCAGCAAGCUUUCCAUCCCUGGGCUGGGCUGUGCUGUCUGUUCUAGAGAGCAGGGCUCCCUAGCUGGAGCAGUGAGGGGUGGCUGACAAGGGGAUGGGGGUCAAGCCCACCUGGGGAUAAAGCUCAGUCUACAAGGGAGGGGAGAGGGGGGGACCCCAGCCGGGGUUUGGGGCCAGGGAGGGAAAUUAAACACCCCUUCCCCCGCUCACAUUUGCUGCUGGCUGUGACUGUGGAUUACAAAUCCCAGAGGCAUCCUGAAGCAGGAAGAGGAAAUGAUGAGCAACCUGGCAGAGUCCUGUUGCUUUAAUUCAGGACUGCAAAUCCCAAAGACCUCAGGGGCAGCAGGAAGAGGAAGUGAACACACAACCCUGGCCUGAGCCACUGCCGGCAUGUGGCUGCAUUUCAUGUAUCAAAGAUAAAUGUGGUCACUUCUGUUUCAAUUUUCUGGGCAGUUUAGACUAAUCUGCAAAGACUGCCUCAGGUUUUUUGACUGUCUGUACCUAGCCUUAGAACAAAAAAAAAAUUUCUACCCUUUGAACCUUGCAUGAAUCUCAUACACUCGCACUGCAGUUUUAUUUCAGUGUGACUGACACAAAGAAGGGAGACUUUUAUUAAUCUGGAGAAGAAAAGACUGGUGGGGGAUUUAAUAGUAGCCUUCAACUACCUGAAGGAUGGUUAUAAAGAGGAUGGAGUUAGAUUUUUCUGAGUGGUGGUAGAUGAUCACUAGGAGGGUGGUAAAACACUGGAACAGGUUACCAAGAAAGGCUAUGGAAUCUCCAUCCUUGGAGGUUUUUAAGAUCAGGCACAACAGAGCCUUGGCUAGGAUAAUAGAGAUGGGGAGUUGGACUAGAUGACCUCUUGAGGUCCGUUUCUACCUUCAUUUUUUAUGAUUCUAUGAGCACAGAACAAAAGAGCAUAUUUACAAGAUCAUUUUCUUUCCCCGGCAUUAUUUUGACUUUCAUUAAACAUUCCCUAGUUACGCAGAACAUGGGAAGGGAGGCAGGUGCACUGAAGAGAUCUUGAUUUAUUAGAGAACUUCUCAUGUACUCAUGAAAAGUUCUCUACCCGUCAUUCAAGGCCUGAUACUUCCAUUGAAUUGGCAUUUCAUAAUUCAGUUGGCUUGAGUGCACACAUCCUGAUUUGUACCAAUGCUAGUGAACUGAGAAUCAGUCUUACAGAGCACUAAUGAAAAUAACAUCUUCUUUCUUUGACAAGGAAAUAAAAAAAAUCAGAGUUUGAGUUUAAAAGUUACAUGUUGUGGCCCUCUGUGUUCCGAGGCAUUCACAUGCACAUAAUGCCUGCCCUGCGGUGAUUCUUCAAGGAACUGGGGAAAGAAGGUGCAACUAAACUUCCCUACUGCUUUGAACUUCUUUGCAGCAGCCAGUCAUUGUGUCAUGAUAACACUAGAGAUGGCAAUGAACCAUUUGCAAACAGAGCUGGAAGAAAGCAUUAUUGCACAAGUUUUCCUUUCCCUUGUAUUGCCAAAGCAUGUGAAAAUGCAUAAAGUUUCUUCUUAAAGAGAAGAAUUAUGCUACAUUAUAAGCAGCCUGGGACUACCGGGAAGACUUGUAGUUAUGCCUUCCAGAAUAUUUUCUACUGCCAGACAUAUCAUAGUGCAGGAAGUGUUACAGUGCAGUACCCAGCUAGGCUAUGCUCAAUGUCUUCGUUGGCAGCUGCAGUAGGAAUUUUGCUGCUCCUUACAUUCCCAAGAAUGCGGGCAGACCUGUUACAUUGUGCUUUCCACUUCACAAUACAGUCUUGCUCUCAUGGUUGAAUGUACCCCAGUUGGCCACAUCCCUUUACUUGAAGUCAAGCCCUGUUCACCACCUCUUUUAUACCCUUUGCAAAAACCAUCAGGUCAGUUAUUAUUCACUACCACUUUUGAUGCAGCAUACCCUAUUCCUUUUGUGCCAAUUUUUGCACUGCUUACUACUAGUAUAUAUGCUGGUGUGUAAUUGCCUCAAGCAAUCAGAACAGCACAACAUAACGGGCACUUCCCAGCUGAGAGAGAGAGAGAGAGAGAAUGCUGCCAGAAACUUUCAGUUGCAAAAUGCCUCCAUUAGGUUUGCAGAUGCUUAUUUUUUUCAAAUUUAAAGGCCAACCCAUACUUGAAAGGGGAUUUUGACAAGCCUUGCACCAGAGAGAAAUUAUAUCAAUCAAGGAAUCGCAAAGGAGCAGGGGUUGCUUUCAUGUUGUGCCUAUUAUCAUACUAUCUCCUCUGACUUAAGACCUGAAUCGGCAGUGAUCUUGCAUCCUAUUGAACAAAACCUGAAUUUGGCCCAGUAUAUUUAGCAAAAUAUUUGGCUUAGUGAGUCAGUAAGCUCCUUAAUAUGCAAUAUUAUGUGAUCAGUCCUUGAUGUUUAUUUGUUUUAAGGAGGAUAUUUAUAGCUAAUGCAAUUAUGCAAGGCUCUAGGUUCUUGAGUUCUGGUCUUUAUUAGCUAAUUCCAUACUAAGUUUUGUUUUACAUUUCUCCUCAUGUGAAUGAAAUAAGCACUCAUGCAAUAUUGUUUACUUUAGCAGCCUACACUGAAUGUAAAAAAAAAAAAAAGGUAUUAAAACCCAUAUUUUAUUGAUUGCUUACAUAUUUAAAACCACAAAAUGCCAGUUCUGAGCAGCUGCUGAGAUCAAAUACAGCUGUUCUCUGCAGCAGCACUGAGCUUGGAGAACAUGGCCUUGGUAAACACUCUACUCUUAGCCCCUUUUGACAGGAUGUAGGAGCAAAGACCUACUGUCCCAUGAGCUUACAUAUUUAUCUUCCUUAGUCUUCAUGAGAAGGGGUAUAGUAGCAAAUCCCCCUGUGACUUUAGCCAUACCCUUGGGAGAGGACAAGGAAAAAUAUCUACCUUAUAACCACCCACAAUACAAUGCAUCUUUUUCCUUGACAUUUCCAGGUUUCCCCAUUUGUCAUUUUCGUUGCUGUCUUGUGGAGACGGAAACAUUGGACAAAAUUCCUUCUUCUCCACAUUCUUCUGUGGAAAAAAGGGAUGUAUUCAACCCUUUUCAUCUCUGAAGAGUCCAGCAAAAAGGUUCAAUAUCCCACCCCUACUUCCAGUGGGAAGGGUCUUAUUAAGGUGUGCAGCCGGCCUACGCCUAUAAUGUUGGGGAACACUUCUUGCACUCCUGCAAUGGCUCUUCAUAGAGCAGUCACAUCCAAAGGACAAAGGGUAAAGAGCAACUCCACCUCAGUCGCCCACCUAGAGUGCAGGUUUUUCCUUUGAUUAUGGAAUCUAUUUCCCUCAGUCCACUUCAGUGGGCCAAUUCAGCAGGACAGAAUCCUUAUUCUAAUCCUAAUCUAGGAAAGGGGUAAAGAGAGAAAUUAUUUGCUUCUACAAAUCUCUAUCCAUGAACUGAAAGGGGAAGAAAUGCUUUCUUCAUGGUUCCUCUGAAAGCAGAAGAUUUGGGAAUGGACAAAAGAUUGCCCCAUGAAGAAAGCAUAAGCAGGAGGGCUGGUCCACAACCAACUUCUUAGAAGACAUCAGCAGUAAUAGAAUGGCAGCUAGGGGAAUGGGGAGGCAACAUUUUGAAAUUUAGGGGCAUAGUCACCUUCCUUCCUUCUGUCUGGAAACACUGUAGGAAAGCAUGGACACGGUGGAUUCCAGGGAAGCUAUGACAGGGAAUGAAUCACUCUAUAUACUGUGCUCAUAUGCUUUCUGUCUAAUGCACCCACUUGUGCAACUGUCAGAGACAGGAUACAGAGCUAGAUGGAUGGUUGAUCAGACCCACUCUGGCACCUCUUGUGUUCUGAUGUUUGUUUUUCUUUCCACUGAGAAAAAGAAAGAGGUUGGGGUUUUGUGCAUACCUCUCUGGUGAUUUACCAAGGGGUUUGGGCUUUGCACAAUGCAAGCUUCUAUGCUAAUAUGAAGGCUUAAGCAACUAAGAAAUAUUUCUGAGUUUCUUCUAGUAGGCUCUCAGGUCAGGCAAGACCAUCCAUGCUAGAAAUAUUGUUGUUGAGAGUUAUAACCUGUAAGUAUCCUGUUCUGAACAAAUCCCAGAUUGUUUAUUGUCCUUGCAUAGGUUCUCACUGCCACCUGAACCAAGUAGGUGGAUAAAGCUUUGCCAUUCUAGUUUGCAUUUUGUAGUCACUUUACAUAAAUGCAAAUUUCUAUGAAAGGUCAAUGAGUGUAUGACGCACACUCUGGGCCUCUUUUCUUCCUUUCACACCAGUUUAACUUCAUGAAUUUACGUGAAUUUCCUGCCAGUUUAUACUAGUAUGAGUGCAGAAACAGGCUAUUCAAGUCAGGGAUUUUCUCAACCUUUCUAGAUACCUAAAACAAACGUUACUCAGAUGCAAGUGAUAACCUGUUUCAUGUACUAUUUCUGUUGCUGUCAGUACAGGUCUGAAAAUAAGUACCAGUUACAAAUAUAAGGCCCUCUGCAGAUUACACUUAGUACAGAAAAAUUGUGAAUUUAUUUGUUACCAGUAUAUUUGUUUAUUUUUUACCUGAACUUUUUUAAAACCUUACAGUAUAUAUUUUUAAACAUAAUAAACAAGGGAAAAUAA
Molecule: messenger RNA, 9659 nt
Organism: Alligator mississippiensis (American alligator)
Lineage: Eukaryota; Metazoa; Chordata; Crocodylia; Alligatoridae
Gene: MACC1
Product: MET transcriptional regulator MACC1
Exons: 6
Coding region: 238-2802 (854 amino acids)
Cellular component (GO): cytoplasm
Source: RefSeq, a predicted model, not a curated record